This is a messenger RNA of Dioscorea cayenensis subsp. rotundata (Guinea yam), 2810 nucleotides long. Its product is annotated as probable aminodeoxychorismate synthase, chloroplastic. Gene Ontology annotation, biological process: folic acid-containing compound biosynthetic process; L-tryptophan biosynthetic process. The transcript has 13 exons. Lineage: Eukaryota; Viridiplantae; Streptophyta; Magnoliopsida; Dioscoreales; Dioscoreaceae. The record is from RefSeq and is a predicted model, not a curated record. Bases 53 to 2671 code for a protein of 872 amino acids.
CCCCGCCGCCGCCGCCGCCGCCGCCACCGGCCGGCAGAAUCCUCAGAGGAGUAUGGCGACGAGCUUCGUGAUACGCUCCUCCUUCUCGCCAUCGAUCCUGAGAUCGGGAGCUGCUUCCUCGCCGCCGAGAUCACCCGCAUCGAUGUGCUUGCGCCGCCGUGAUAGCUGGGAGGACACGCCGGUGCGCACGCUGCUAAUCGAUAACUAUGAUAGCUACACCUACAACAUCUUCCAAGCGCUGUCCGUCGUCAAUCGUGUGCCUCCUGUUGUUGUUCGCAAUGAUGAAUGGACGUGGGAGUAUGCUCGGUAUUGUUUGUAUGAUGAGAAGGCUUUUGAUAACAUUGUUAUUUCCCCUGGACCUGGAUCUCCCACAUGCAGUGUAGACAUAGGUAUAUGCCCACAGAUACUUCUUGAAUGCAAGGAUGUCCCUGUUUUGGGUGUUUGUCUGGGCCAUCAGGCCCUGGGAUUUGUUCAUGGUGCUCGAAUUGUCCAUGCUCCUGAACCGGUUCAUGGCCGGUUGAGUGAGAUUGAGCAUACAGGUUGCUGUCUUUUCAGCAAUAUCCCAUCUGGGAGAAGAUCAGGAUUUAGGGUUGUUCGCUAUCAUUCACUUAUUAUAGACCCAGAAUCGCUUCCUAGUGAACUCAUUCCCACAGCAUGGACUUCUUCAUUGGCCACGCUUUCAUUUCUUGAGGCCCAAGAAUCAUGCAUGAAGCAUCAUCCACUCCAUUCUCCUGAUUUCGCCUCAGCUGUAAUGGAAGGCUUGGAAUUGUCAAGGCAUGCUACUUUGGAAGAUUGUAAAUGUUCAAAAAUCCUUAUGGGUGUAAUGCACCAUACUUGGCCUCAUUAUGGUUUGCAGUUUCAUCCUGAAAGUGUUGCUACAAGUCAUGGAAGGCAAAUAUUCCAGAACUUCAAAAAGAUAACAGUGGACUAUGGAUUAAGAUCAUCUCAACAUUAUGGAAGAAAGGUUCAUGCUUGUGGUAAAUCGCGAUUGUUUCAAGUCUUUCAUCCAUCUUUAUCAGCCAAGGAACCUAACAAUGGCAAACCAUUAAAUGACAACCUAAUGGAUUUCAAAUCACCUUUAUCUGGAAAUUCAAUAGAUGACCUUAACAAGGGGGAUAAGAAGCAUUUGAGAUUGGAGUGGAAGAAAAUCAAUUGCUUACUGAAUCAAGUUGGUGGACCAGAAAACAUAUUUUGCAAGCUGUUUGGUGAUAAGUGUGGCAAAGACGCUUUUUGGUUGGAUAGCUCCUCAACAGACCAGAAGAGAGCACGGUUUUCAUUCAUGGGGGGUAAAGGAGGACCAAUGUGGAAGCAAAUCACAUUUCGACUUUCUGAUAAAAGUACAAAGACUGCCAAAGCUGGGGGGUGCUUAUCAAUUCAAGAUUGUUAUGGGGCUGUAAAGAAAUGGUUCUUAAAGGAUGGCUUUUUCGAUUUCUUAGACAAGGAACUUCAAUCAUUCCAAUAUGACAAAGAAGAUUAUGCUGGGUUGCCAUUUGAUUUUUGUGGUGGAUAUAUUGGUUUCAUUGGGUAUAAUCUAAAAGUUGAAUGUGGUGCAUCAUCCAACUCGCAUCAAUCAACAACUCCGGAUGCUUGUUUAUUCUUUGCUGACAACCUUAUAGUAAUUGAUCACCACAAUGGAGAUGUAUAUGUUCUUUCCAUUCAUGAUGAGCAUCAUUUAGAUUCUAAAAGGGGAGCGAAGUCAUGGUUGGUUGAAACUGAGAGGAGGCUCCUUAAGUUGACUACUAAGGCUACUGAACCACCAAAUAAGCCGAAAUUACCAACUAGAUCAUCAUGCCAACAUGAGGCAAACUUUGUAGUGGAUAAAUCAAGGCAUCAAUAUAUCAAAGAUGUACAGAAGUGUCUGGAAUUCAUUAGAGAUGGUGAAAGCUAUGAGUUAUGUCUAACAACACAAAUGAGGAAAAAGGUCCAUAACAUAAAUUCACUGAAUCUCUAUCUUAAAUUAAGAGAUCGAAAUCCAGCUCCAUAUGCUGCUUGGCUUAAUUUUACCCAAGAAGAUUUAUGCAUCUGUUGCUCCUCUCCUGAGAGAUUUUUACAGCUGGAUGGGCAUGGUACUCUGGAAGCAAAACCCAUCAAAGGUACAAUUGCUCGUGGCAGAACCCCAGAAGAAGAUGAGAUUCUUAAAUUACAACUGCAAUACAGUGAAAAAGAUCAGGCAGAGAACCUAAUGAUAGUCGAUCUUCUGAGGAACGAUAUUGGCCGGGUCUGUGAACCAGGCAGUGUGCAUGUCCCUAGUCUAAUGGAGUUGCAAUCAUAUGCGACGGUACACACUCUGGUCAGUACUAUCCAAGGAAAGAGAAAGUCAGACAUAACCCCAGUCCAAUGUGUCAAGGCCGCCUUUCCAGGCGGUUCGAUGACCGGGGCACCUAAGUUACGCUCCAUGGAACUCCUUGAUUCUCUUGAAAGCUGCUCCAGAGGUGUUUACUCAGGCUGCAUCGGAUUUUUCUCAUACAAUCAGACAUUUGAUCUCAACAUAGUAAUUCGAACAAUUGUAAUACACAAAGGAGAAGCUUCAAUUGGAGCUGGGGGAGCCAUUGUAGCUCUAUCUAAUCCUGAAGAUGAGCAUGCUGAGAUGAUGCUGAAAGCCAAAGCACCAACCAAUGUUGUUCAAGAGUUCAUCAAUGAAUUGGAUUUCCAUGAAGAGAUUUCAAGAUGAUGAUCAAUAGCUACAGAAAUCAUACUUUACAGACAUACACAUAGAUUACAAAUAAAUUCAGUGUAAUAACAAUUUUUUUUUAGAUUUAAUUUUUGUUGAUGUAUCUCUUGACUGAUUGUUUGAUUGUUUGUUCAAAUAA